Molecule: messenger RNA, 1414 nt
Organism: Fukomys damarensis (Damara mole-rat)
Lineage: Eukaryota; Metazoa; Chordata; Mammalia; Rodentia; Bathyergidae
Gene: Art1
Product: ADP-ribosyltransferase 1
Exons: 5
Coding region: 94-1071 (325 amino acids)
Molecular function (GO): NAD+-protein-arginine ADP-ribosyltransferase activity; NAD+ poly-ADP-ribosyltransferase activity
Source: RefSeq, a predicted model, not a curated record
AGACCAACACCAGCUUCCCCACUCUGGAGAAGGCCUAGAUGAGGAAACUGAGAUCCAAAAAGAGAAACCAACUUGCCCAGGCUCACCUCCAACAUGCAGAUUCCUGCCAUUCUGUCUCUGCUGCUUGUGUCUCUGGGCCUCUUGGACUCCCUUCAGGUCCAGAGGCACUCCAUCACACGACGAGACAUUUUCUCUCAAGAAACACCGCUGGACAUGGCCCUGGCCUCCUUUGAUGACCAGUACGCUGGCUGUGUGACAGCCAUGACAGCUGCCCUCGCGGAACUCAAUGACACAGAGUUCCAGGCCAACAAAGUCUAUGCAGAAGGCUGGGCACUGGCAAGCAGCCAGUGGCAGGAGCGCCAGGCCUGGGGGCCAGAGUGGGGCUUGAGCGCUACCCGGCCAUCCCCGCCGCCCCCUGGCUUCCGGGAUGAGCAUGGGGUGGCCCUUCUGGCCUACACCGCCAACAGCCCCCUACAUAAGGAGUUCAAUGCAGCUGUGCGUGAGGCUGGCCGCUCCCGGGCCCACUACCUCCAGCACUUCUCCUUCAAGACACUCCAUUUCCUGCUCACAGAGGCCCUGCAGCUGCUGGGCACAGGCCAGCGUCCACCCCGGUGCCUCCAGGUAUACCGAGGGGUGCAUGGCCUGCGUUUUCGGCCUGUAGGGCCUGGAGCCACAGUAAGGCUGGGGGGCUUCACCUCUGCAUCCCUGCAGAAUGUCGCAGCCCAGCAGUUUGGAGAGGACACCUUCUUUGGCAUCUGGACCUGCUUAGGGGCUCCUAUCAGAGGUUACUCCUUCUUCCCUGGAGAGGAGGAGGUACUGAUCCCUCCCUUUGAGACCUUCCAAGUGAUCAAUGCCAGCCGACCAGCCCAGGGCCCUGCUCGCAUCUACCUCCGGGCCCUGGGCAAGCGCAGCUUGUACAACUGUGAGUACAUCAAAGACAAGAAGUGCAAGUCUGGGCCCUGCCGUCUGGAUAGCUCAGCCACAAGCCAGGCCUCCCUCUCUGCAGUCUGCUCCCUGCUGCUGUUGCUGUGGUUCCUGGGGACUCUUCCAGCAAGUCCAUCCCGGCUCUGACCCAUCAGACACCAAGCAGCCCCGCCUGUGCCUCCACCAACCGGAGGAUGUUGGCCACGUGUGUGCUCUAAGUGUUCUCCAGCUCCCUGGUAAAUCCAUCUGCAGCUGCCAGACCUCUGGUGGACUCAGGAGUUUGGAGACUGAACCUUGGGCUCUAAGAGUAAGGCUCUUGCCAGAGGUGGGCAAGAGGUGGGAGGACUCCAGGACAGGUGGCUGCUCACUUGGAGACAGAAGGGGUGUUGGGGUAAGGGGAGAGCAGUUGGCCAUGAGACUUGCGUGACUCAGAUGCUCCCCCCUCACCCAGUGCUCCUAGUCACUCCUCAGGAAGCCGUCCCUGGCCUUU